Striga asiatica is the source of this 414-nucleotide messenger RNA. NCBI's taxonomy places the organism in Eukaryota, Viridiplantae, Streptophyta, Magnoliopsida, Lamiales, Orobanchaceae. The record is from the annotation of a GenBank genome assembly.
AUGCGCUCAGAAAAGGAUGAGAAAACCCACACCAUUCAAGCACAAAAGGAUAACACUGUUUUGGUAGAAGAUAAUGUGCACAAGGUUGAGCCCUUCACUAAUAUUGGAACUUCCAAUUAUGGUCUAACAAAGAAGAGAAAGAGUGAACUGCAACUGGAAGGAAUAAGUGUAAAAGGACCUGACAAUCAAUGCAGUUUACAGCAUGCUGAAAACCAAACUCAAGAACAACAAGGGUUAGAAGAAAUUCGUAUAGAAGAAAUUGGUGAAGAAUAUCAGGAGAUAACAAAAAAGGGUAACUCAGUGCAAGUAUUGCCAUAUGGUGACAACUCUAGGGAUGAUCUUCAAAAAGAAAGAGGAAAAAUCAAGACCUACAAAUUGAUAAGUCAGUACUCAUCUGUUUUUUCUUUGAUCUAG